Molecule: messenger RNA, 1360 nt
Organism: Coregonus clupeaformis (lake whitefish)
Lineage: Eukaryota; Metazoa; Chordata; Actinopteri; Salmoniformes; Salmonidae
Product: sodium/potassium/calcium exchanger 1-like
Exons: 3
Biological process (GO): long-term synaptic potentiation; intracellular calcium ion homeostasis; calcium ion transmembrane transport
Cellular component (GO): membrane
Molecular function (GO): calcium, potassium:sodium antiporter activity; calcium channel activity
Source: RefSeq, a predicted model, not a curated record
CAAAAACUAGAGUCAGCAUCUCUCAACCAAUCCCUUUACCUUAGCGCACACAGCUGGAGAGAGACCUCGCUUCUAGAACACCUCUAGCACAACAACUCAGCGAUUAAAGGUUGGAGCUGGGACAUCAUGCCAGGACUAUGACAUUAAAACAGACCAUGCCGAAGAAGUGUGCUGACCGCUCCCUGAACUGCAUUAUUUGUCCAACUAAUGCUACUGGACCUGUUCCCAUAAGCCUAACCAUGCACCUGACAUAGACCCAGUAAUCUGAAGUAGGAACCAAGCACCACUCUGGCAGCAGUCAACAAUGCAUUUGCCACAAAGACGGAGACUCAAUCGGAGUCGCAUCCUCUUCUUCCUCUCUGGUGUAUUGCUGUGCUGUGUCUACGCCGUGACGUUCAAGGCCCGGCUGCAGGAGCCAUGGGUGGCUCGCCAGGCCGCAGCAGAGGAGGACCCUGGGACAGCACUCCCAGAGGAAGGGGGCGGUAGUGGUAGUAGUAGUGUCCCGGAGGUAGACACACGAGAGGUGGUGACCUCUAACCCCUCGACCCUAACAGAGGGCUAUAAUGACGACGUCAUCACCAGGGCUCCUAUAGUGAUCGAGGGGGAUGACGUCAUAGUGAUAACUGUCAACAGGACGGACAUUAAACACUGUAUCUACGUAGAGGACCCUGAACCUGAGCCACCUACUAAACCUUCUCCCACCUCCCCUCCUCCUAACACCACCACCCCCCCGGGUAUCCCUGGAGACGUCCCCCACAGGAAGGGAGAGUACCCAGAGGACCUGUUCACGGUGGACCAGAGGAGGCAGGGCUGGGUGACCCUCCACAUCCUGGGCAUGGUCUACAUGUUCGUCUCCCUCGCCAUCGUCUGUGACGAGUUCUUCGUCCCGGCGCUCGGAGUCAUCACCGUGAAGCUCGACAUCUCCGACGAUGUCGCCGGGGCAACCUUCAUGGCUGCAGGAGGCUCCGCCCCCGAACUGUUCACCUCUCUGAUUGGCGUGUUCAUUUCCCAUAGCAACGUGGGCAUCGGGACGAUCGUAGGGUCGGCGGUGUUUAACAUCCUGUUUGUCAUCGGGAUGUGUGCCAUCUUCUCCAGGGAGAUGCUCCACCUCACCUGGUGGCCCUUGUUCAGAGACGUCUCCUUCUAUAUCAUAGACCUGAUCAUGCUGAUCGUUUUCUUCCUGGACAACACUAUCAUGUGGUGGGAGAGCGUGAUGCUGGUGUCGGGUUACGUGGCCUAUGUCUGCUUCAUGAAGUUCAACGUGCAGAUCGAACACUUUGUCAAGACGCAGAUCAACAAACACAAGAGCAUCGUCAAGAUCAUCAUGCCGGAGGAGGAGGAGGAGAAGGAACCCAAGAAG